GUUUGUUUUAAAAUGGCGGCGGAAGCAUCGAGACAGCUGCGUUGAGGAGGCGGGGGUGUGAUGGUGGUGCAGCAGUAGUCCCCACAGCAUCAUGGACCGCUCCGGCCGGCGACUACCUGCCACCCACCUGUAGCUUCAACCGGCAGCAUGGCGAACCCGACCCACGGCACCCAGGACCGGACAGACAGCCGCUGUGGUGUGUCUGGAGGAGCCAUAGUGGAGAAUGGCUCUGUGGUCAAAGACCCGACAGCUUCUCACCUCCACGAACAAACCAACCACCACUGCCAUGAGUCCAGCUCGACCCCACUCAGCGAACUCGCCCUGCCCAGUUACAAGCCGUCCUGCUCCACCCCCAUCUACUACAGCAGCCCCCAGAAAAGCUACUCAGACCUGGACCCAGAUAGCCACAGCUUAACUUCCCAGGACUCAGGUAUCCCCACUCUGGAGAUCAACCCCCCAGAGCCCAUCCUCCACAGCCACCAACGGCCAGGCGACGGAGGCCUCAUCCUGGACUCCAAUCAUGACUCUCCCGCCACUUUACCUCUGGAUAACAAUCCCUGCGACGACAGCGCCAUGCGAAAAUCCUCCACCUUCCCGCGCAGUGGCUACGACUCCAUCCGCCUCUUCAGCCCUGCUCUCCGAUUAUCCGCCACCUCGGGGAUGGGCUUCGGAGGUGGAGCCUUAAACCGCAGCGACGACAUCUCCGUGUGCAGCGUGUCCAGCAUGAGCACGGAGCUAUCGGUCUCCAACGAAGACAUCUUGGAUUUCACCGUCACUUCUGACUCCAGCGCCAUUGUCACCUUGGAGACGGACACCAGCGGCACCGCUCACUUCUCAGACGUGACGUUGUCGUCGUCACCGGGAAACUCCAGAGACUUAUGGAGUCCUGGACGACUGCAUCCGGGGUCGGGUAGUAUGCAACAGGAGGAGGACGGAAGGCAAAAGAAACUGGGACCUCUAGCAAGCUUGUUCACAAGGAGCCUGUUUGCCAGGAGGGUGAAGGACAGUCGGCCGGUGGAGGAGAGGGAUCCUGGGUGGAAGCUGUUUGGGAAAGUCCCACCUCGGGAAGGCCCCAUCAAGGACCCGAAGAAAAUACAAAAGGAAUAUGAAACAAAGAGUGGCAGAGCUGGACCUGGCAACCCGACAUCUCCCAGGCAGAGCGUGAGGAAAAACCUGGACUUUGAGCCCCUCUCCACCACUGCAUUGAUUCUGGAGGACAGACCCGC
This is a messenger RNA of Stegastes partitus (bicolor damselfish), 1226 nucleotides long. Its product is annotated as TBC1 domain family member 14. The transcript has 5 exons. The annotation marks the transcript as partial. Lineage: Eukaryota; Metazoa; Chordata; Actinopteri; Pomacentridae. The record is from RefSeq and is a predicted model, not a curated record.